Molecule: messenger RNA, 5409 nt
Organism: Alligator mississippiensis (American alligator)
Lineage: Eukaryota; Metazoa; Chordata; Crocodylia; Alligatoridae
Gene: RUFY3
Product: RUN and FYVE domain containing 3
Exons: 19
Coding region: 762-2735 (657 amino acids)
Biological process (GO): regulation of axonogenesis
Cellular component (GO): cytoplasm
Molecular function (GO): metal ion binding
Source: RefSeq, a predicted model, not a curated record
UGGUUUCUAGCUUGAGCCAGACUGAAAAGAAAUAUGUGCAUUGUGUUAUGCCUGAUCGCAGAUUGACUAGCAUAGUCUGAAAAGAGGCUAUGGAUGAUGAUACCAAUAUCAGCCUAAUUGCUCUCCCUACAUCAGCAGCAUCUAUAAAGCAUCCUGGGAAUUGCUCGCCCUACUCUCAGAGCAGCUGGUCACAUGAGUCUGAAUUUUCAGUUCAGUUCAUUAGUCAGCCAUUUUGGUCAACACCCUGCUUACUGCGCACAACCAAUCCUAUUAGCACUCGGUAUUCUGGCUCAUCUGGGGGAGAAAGGCUGGCAGUUUGAUUCAGCACUUCUGGAGAUCUAUUUGUCUGUUUUGGGGUGGUGGUUUUUUUUCUUCUCAUUUUGAUUUGGAAACCUACAAAGGAAGCUUUCCUUUUUUUCUUUUUCUUUUUUUUUUUUUAAUUUUUUUUCUUGUUUUUGAUGCAGAGGGCAAGAUUUCUCUGGAUGCUUAGGAUUCAUUGCCUUUAGCACAGCUGAAGAAAGAGAGUUGGCAGAGAAAGGAGGAGGAGACAGACAAGAAGAGGAGCAUCAUUUUUUGCCUUGCUCUGUGUGUGUGUGUGUGUGUGUGUGUGUGUGUGUAUGUACAUGAAAAGACCAGGGCAGUUUGUGUGAUCUUAUGCAAAUCUGCUCUUGAACAGCGAGGUAUUUCUUUAUAUUUUUUUCCAUUUGGAAAGCUUUUCUUUCUAGUCCUUUUUUUGUUGUUGUUGUACCAGCUGAGUCAUCAUGUCUGCUCUGACGCCUCAAAGUGAUAUGCCAACCCCCACCACAGACAAGAUCACGCAGGCUGCCAUGGAGACCAUCUAUCUUUGCAAAUUCCGAGUGUCUAUGGAUGGAGAAUGGCUCUGCCUGCGCGAGCUGGAUGACAUCUCACUUACGCCUGACCCUGAACCUACCCAUGAAGACUCUUGGGAGGAUUUGACAGAUUUGGUGGAGCAAUUGCGUGAUGAUACUGAAGAUCCUAAUUAUCUCAUGGCUAAUGAACGCAUGAACCUAAUGAAUAUGGCUAAACUGAGUAUAAAGGGGUUGAUUGAGUCAGCACUUAAUUUGGGCAGAACACUGGAUUCAGACUAUGCACCUCUUCAGCAGUUCUUUGUAGUGAUGGAGCACUGCCUUAAACAUGGCUUGAAAGCCAAGAAGACUUUUCUUGGGCAAAAUAAGUCAUUUUGGGGACCUCUAGAGUUGGUAGAGAAGCUUGUUCCUGAAGCUGCUGAGAUCACAGCAAGUGUUAAAGAUCUACCAGGUCUUAAGACGCCUGUGGGUAGAGGAAGAGCCUGGCUUCGUCUGGCCUUAAUGCAGAAGAAGCUUUCUGAAUACAUGAAAGCCUUAAUUAACAGAAAGGAUCUUCUCAGUGAAUUUUAUGAGCCUAAUGCACUCAUGAUGGAAGAAGAAGGUGCCAUAAUUGCUGGCCUCUUAGUGGGGUUAAAUGUCAUUGAUGCAAACUUCUGCAUGAAAGGAGAAGACCUGGAUUCACAGGUUGGAGUUAUUGAUUUUUCCAUGUACUUGAAGGAUGGGAACAGCACAAAGGGCAAUGAGGGAGAUGGUCAAAUUACUGCUAUUUUGGAUCAGAAAAAUUAUGUAGAAGAACUCAACAGACACUUAAGUGCUACUGUGAACAAUCUGCAGGCAAAGGUUGAUGCUUUAGAAAAAUCUAACACUAAACUAACUGAAGAGCUUGCAGUUGCAAACAAUAGGAUUAUAACACUGCAGGAAGAGAUGGAACGAGUUAAAGAAGAAAGCUCUUAUAUCUUAGAAUCCAAUCGCAAGGUAACUAAGCAAGACAGAACUGCAGAUGGACAUGCACUGAGUGAAGCACGCAAACAAUUGAAGGAAGAGACUCAACUACGGCUGGAUGUGGAAAAAGAGUUGGAGGUGCAGAUUGGAAUGCGACAGGAGAUGGAGCUGGCCAUGAAGAUGCUGGAAAAAGAUGUUUGUGAGAAGCAGGAUGCACUAGUAGCACUCAGGCAGCAACUAGAUGAUCUCAGGGCCCUAAAACAUGAGCUUUCCUUCAAGCUGCAGAGUUCAGACCUGGGAGUGAAACAAAAGAGUGAAUUAAACAGCCGCUUGGAGGAGAAGACAAAUCAGAUGGCUGCUACCAUUAAACAGCUUGAACAAAGAUUGCAACAAGCAGAGAAGGAACGCCAGUCUGCUGAGGAGGACAACCGGUUGUUCAAGCAUGAAUUUGGGGACAAGAUCAACAGUCUUCAGAUAGAAGUGGAAAAGCUCAUCAAGCAGCGCAACCAUCUUGAACUGGAAUUGAAACGGGAAAGGCACAGAUGGUCACAUACCCAUCACGGUAUCCAAGCAAGCAAAAGCACUCUAGUCCAAGGCAAAGGCUGCCAGAAGACUGAAGUAAAAACGGAGGGAAAACAUAAAGCCCAGGAGGAAAAUGGCAGACUGGUAAAAGACGAAAAUGCAGUUUUACCAAACAACAUAGAGUCUGACGUACAAGAAGAGCAGGAUCAGCUGUCUGGACCUGAAAAGUUACAGAUAUGUCAACUGUGCCAAGAGGAAGGCAGCCUAACCAAAGGAAAGAACAUUUGCAAGAACUGUGGUGGGAUCUUCUGUGAGGCCUGUUCAGCAAAUGAACUGCCCCUUCCAUCUAGCAUCAACCCUGAGCGUGUUUGCAACCCGUGUCACAAACUGUUGAUACAGCAAUAUUCAACAAGCCCAUUUGAGGAUGCAGGACGUGGACAGUGAUGCACAAAUAGAGCAUGUUCAAGCCAUAACUACUGUAACUUUUACAGCUCCAGAGCUGAGCAAUAGGAGUUUUUAGAGAAGAAUCAUUUUCUGUGCUUGUGUGGUCAGAAAAAGGAAGCACUUUUAUCAUACUUACAAUCUUUCUCAGAACUGUAAACAUUUAAAUAACUGGUCUGAGCCCUCCUUAAGGAAAACACGCUAGUUUUCAGGCAUGAGCUUGUCGCAGGGGUGGAGAGCCGUUUGGAGCCUCAUGUCAGAGUAGCUUUAAGUUAUGUAACAAAGGAAUUGCUGGAAGAAGUAAAAAUGCGAGUCUUCAAAUCAGUAAGGGUCACUUCCUCAAGGAAGGCAGAAUGAAACAUAAUGAACAUACAAUGGUGAUUGUGCUUGAAAUACCUGUUCCUUUUUCCCUUCCGCAGUUAGCAGUUCUGCUAAACUGAUACUUCAGCCAGAAAAAAAAUGCACUACAGAAGUGGGAAUUAAAAAAUGUAUGUUGGCCCAGUUGUUUCUUGAAUUAAAUCCCCCAGUGGCCACUUAUGUUGGGCUGUGUGGAGUAACUUCAGAAGUUCCAAGAGGCAAGUUCUCAAGGGAUUUUUCUUUUGUCAUCUUUUGGAGGCCUGUAUAUGAUAUGAGAAUUGAAUGGCAACCUUUUUGCCCAGUAUUGAAUGUUUAAAAGUCUUCACAGAAAAAUGUUCCACUUGUAUUUUAAAUACAGGGUUUAAAAGAAAAUACCUUUGAACUUUGUAGUGGAGGCUGUCACCGUGAUUUAGACUAAAAACACAAGAUUUUGGAAGUUGUGACCAUACUAGAGAUUGUAAAUCUGCGUUCUAUCUUGAUCUGAUAAUUAGAGUAACUUAAUUUCUAAAUAUGUAAGUGCAUAAUACUACUCCAUUAUUUAAACCAAAUGUUCAGGGCUAGGACUAUGCAUUCUGUCCCACCAUACAGCUGUUAACUUUUAAACAUUUUUUUGGUUAAUACAGCUGUGUAAGAAUAAUAUUAUAUCUGAUUAUUGAAGCAAUAAUAACCUGUUUUACUAAGAGGCUGUCAGAGUAAAGCCUGACCACAAAGUGGUGGUUACUAGCCAGUAGCUCAGAAAUGCUAAUUUGAAACUCAUGUUCAGUACAUUUUACAGCUCCUGCUGCAUCAGAAUAUCAGGUAAGAUGUAGAAUCCUUUAAAGUGACUAUUCCAAAAAGGGGCAGCUGCCUUCUAAAGUCUACAGCCAUCUGUGGGAAUAUAAUCAGACUGUCAUAGUUUUUAUUUGACGUACUUUUUACUGGAAGCUUAAGUUAAGCAUUUGAGACUGCAGAAUGUACUAUAACCUGUAAAGACUGAUAUAUGUAUAUUUAUAUAUGUGUUAUGUGGGUGUUUGCAUUUUUGUACAAAACUAUUUUAGGAAAAUGUGUUGGGUUUUUUUCCUUAAAGGGGAUUAUUUAGAAAUUGGUUAAAAUUUAAUCUUAAAAACAGCACAAUGUGUAGAUCAGAGUUCAGCAUACUUGCUUGGGCUGGUGAUGCUGUUUAUCAGUAUGUACUCUGUUUUGACUCCACAUGAUGAAUACAAGGAGGUAGAUAGGCUUUUUUGAAAGGAGCUCUAACCACAGGCAUUUGCGUAUGGGACAGAUCAGAAGAUGAACUUGACAUGGUUUCCCUUAUUCUGAUACUUUCCCCAUUAGGAUACUAGUUAUCCCCAUUAGAUUAGUAGUUAGAAUAGAUGUAUUUCCCUGCAGUUGACCACAUUCACUUAGAACGGGAAACAAGUUGUAAAAGACUCCAAAUCCAAAGCUAUUUUACCUCCAAGAAUCAAAGUGGAGAAAAUGCAGCUUUCAGAUUUUAGCCUCUUUUCCAGGCAGAUAGUUCUUGUACUUUGCCAUCCAUGUGGAGUCAGGGGUAAAUGGAAAAGAUGCUAAACUAAUGAAUCUUUAUCCUGAAGAUAAGAUUGUUUCUGGGUGGGUAAAUUAAUCAAUGAUGCACUGUACCAGAUUCCAGGACUGGAACCUGAUAUUUGAAUUAAGUUAAUUUUGCUUUUCUGGCAGGGUCACUUGGAAAAUAAAUUGAAAUGUAAACAAUGCUAACAGCCUUUGGGUAUUAAACUGGAAGCACCAUCAUUCUUAUGCUGACAUGUCCACAUUUCCCUUGUAAUUAGUUCUAAGAUGGUAGCAGAUUAAUUAUCUUUAUGCCUCCUUUACAGUCACAAAAAAGGAAAAUAUGCUGCUACACUUAUUACAUAUUAACAUUGCAACUGAAGUCUUAAUGCUAAAAGCAGGAUCAGCUCAUUUUAUUAAAUAAGCAAAUACUUUAUGCAAAAUCUUUUAUUGAUUUUUGGGGUUUUUUUUGUUUUGUUUUGUUUUUUAAGGAGCUUAUUUCAGCCUACAGCUAUUACCAGUGGUUUACAUAUGUUGUUUGAAGCUUAAAUUCUUGCAAGGAAAACAUUAAAAAGGUAGAUUACAAUGUAAUUUUAUUAUGGCAGCAGCAGUUGCCUCUUCUGUGACUUCUAGUAUUUGACUUGAUUGUCUCCACUUUAAAUACUGACUAUUUUAAUUUAUGAUGCUAUACAAGGUAAAUUAUCCAAGCAUGUUUGUUCAGGUCUGGCUUGAAAGUGUAGCUUUUGGGUUCAUUCCUUGAAACCUGAGUGGGAGAGGAAAAGGUGUUUUCUGGCACAAAAUAAACUGUUUAAAAGCA